Messenger RNA from Hermetia illucens (black soldier fly), 929 nucleotides. It is a transcript of the gene TpnC73F, whose product is annotated as troponin C. The transcript has 6 exons. The coding region runs from base 220 to 759 and encodes 179 amino acids. Lineage: Eukaryota; Metazoa; Arthropoda; Insecta; Diptera; Stratiomyidae. Gene Ontology annotation, molecular function: enzyme regulator activity; calcium ion binding. The record is from RefSeq and is a predicted model, not a curated record.
UUGCGCUUUGAAUUUUCAAAAUUUUUGGAUUCAGUUGAGAAGCGAUCGUGGUGUGUUCGGUUGGUGAUCUACGACCAACUCGUGAUAGCUUUGCUGGUGGUGUUGACUUCCAACUCUUCUAAGGAUUCGUUCCGGGCCCGGAAAUUAAAUCGUCCGUUCCUAAUAUCUUAUACUCGCGUAUUCGCUAAGGAAUUUUUUUUUAAAUAAAAAUAUCCAAAAAUGAGUUCAGUUAGAUUUCCACAGAGCAAAGUUGCACAGCUAGGAACUACGAAAUAUGGAACACUUGGGUUUUUCUGUUCAGCGGAUGAAGACCUAACUCCAGAACAAAUUGCAGUUCUACAAAAAGCAUUCAACAGCUUCGACAGUCAAAAAUGUGGAAGUAUCUCAACAGAAAUGGUUGCCGACAUCCUCCGAUUGAUGGGACAACCCUUCGAUAAGAAGAUUCUUGAAGAACUGAUUGAAGAAGUUGAUGAAGACAAAUCCGGACGUCUAGAAUUCGGCGAAUUCGUGCAGUUAGCUGCGAAAUUCAUAGUUGAAGAAGAUGCGGAAUCCAUGCAAAAGGAAUUACGUGAAGCAUUCCGGCUUUACGAUAAGCAAGGAAACGGCUAUAUUCCCACAACGAGUCUUCGGGAAAUUCUCCGUGAAUUGGACGAUCAACUGACAAAUGAAGAAUUAGACUUUAUGAUUGAGGAAAUCGAUACAGAUGGUUCAGGAACAGUUGAUUUUGAUGAAUUUAUGGAGAUGAUGACCGGAGAAUAAAGUGGAUUUAGAGCGAGGCUAUUUUAAUUUCUAAUUAUUUUUUUCGCACGGAACGAAGAAUGCAUCGUCGCAUUUUACUCUCAACUCUCUCAACUCAUUUCUAUUAUUAAUCAAUAAUUACUUUUUAAUUAUAAAAAAAAUAAAAGAAUCUGUUUUCUAAAACCCAAAAA